AUGCCGAAGGCAGAAUUUGGAACGCCAAAAUGGAUGAGCAACAGAAUAAAAGCUUCUGGUCUUCAGAAACUGCGCUGGUAUUGCCAGAUGUGCCAAAAGCAAUGCAGAGACGAAAAUGGCUUCAAGUGCCAUCGAAUGUCUGAGGGCCACCAGCGUGCCAUGCAGCUUUUCAUUCAGCGUCCUGGGCAGUUUAUGGACGAAUUUUCCCGCGAGUUCGAAGAUGAGUUUAUGAAACUCAUGAAGACAAGGUACUGUCGUACGCGAGUGUUGGCCAAUACGGUGUAUAACAACGUUGUCUGCGACAGGCACCACAUUCACAUGAAUGCAACCAUUUGGGUCACACUUUCUGAAUUCGUUCAGUACCUGGGGGCGACGGACAAGUGUAAAAUAGAGCAUACACCAAAGGGAUGGUAUGUGGAGUAUAUCGACCACGAAGAGCUAGCCAGAAAGAAAGAAGAGGAAAGAAAGAGAAAAGUAGAAAAAUCUCAGGAGGAAGCGCGUAGGGAGCAUAUUCAGGCCCUUGUUGAAGAAGCUAAACAACGCGGCGCCUUCCGAAAGCCAGAAUAUACGCCGUUGCAGCGAGAGAACGGCCAACUAAUUGCUCUUAGCUUUACAAAGCAGCAUAAGGAGUCAAGGGACAAGAUAAAUGCUUUGGAGCAGUUGUACAAACAGAUGAAGCAUGGUCGAGAGGGUAACAGCGAUAGACAGCCAGAGAAACGCAAGCUAUCUGCGAUGGAGGCGUUGGCGGUUGAGGCGGAGCACCGCGAGCAAAGGGCAGCGCUUGGUGAAAGCAGUGAUUCCUUUGAACAGAGCCACGCUCUCUCAUCAUCGAAAAGGCGCAAUAUGGCACAGAAAGGGGAUACUGAAGGGGCUUGCGACAGUUCCCACCUGACACCACCUCCACACAAGCAUGCUGGUGCAGACUGGUGGAUACGGCCAGGAAUAGUUGUUAAGGCGAUGCACAAAACGCUCGGCGAAGGACAGUACUACAAGCAGAAGGGAGUGGUCAAGAGCGUAGAUGGGAGGUAUUCCGCUGUUUUGGAGAUGUUAGAAGGUGGAGCAAUACUAAAACUCGACCAAGAGUAUCUAGAAACUGUAAUACCACCAAUCGGAGGUCGCAUUUGUGUUGUGCUUGGCAUGUGGCGGGGGCACGAGGGUAGACUAGAGCGUCUGGACAUAGAUUCAUAUUCAGCAAAAGUCACCCUUGACUCUGGGCCUCUGUUUAAGCUACAACAAUACAAAAAUGCUUCAGGGGUCCCUGUUGAGGGGCUGCCCUACGAGCACAUCUGCAAACUACACCGACAGAAGUGA
Cyclospora cayetanensis is the source of this 1311-nucleotide messenger RNA. Its product is annotated as DNA/RNA-binding protein KIN17. The record is from RefSeq and is a predicted model, not a curated record. Gene Ontology annotation, molecular function: double-stranded DNA binding. Gene Ontology annotation, cellular component: nucleus. NCBI's taxonomy places the organism in Eukaryota, Apicomplexa, Conoidasida, Eucoccidiorida, Eimeriidae. Gene Ontology annotation, biological process: DNA replication; DNA damage response. The transcript is spliced from 11 exons. Bases 1 to 1311 code for a protein of 436 amino acids.